Molecule: messenger RNA, 2285 nt
Organism: Magnolia sinica
Lineage: Eukaryota; Viridiplantae; Streptophyta; Magnoliopsida; Magnoliales; Magnoliaceae
Product: 65-kDa microtubule-associated protein 5
Exons: 11
Coding region: 384-2132 (582 amino acids)
Biological process (GO): microtubule cytoskeleton organization
Cellular component (GO): cytoplasm; spindle
Molecular function (GO): microtubule binding
Source: RefSeq, a predicted model, not a curated record
UUCCAUUCUUACAUCCAUUAAAUGUCCACCAAUCAUAUAGUAAAAAAACGAAAAUAAUAAAAAUUUUGGUUCAUGAUAUGUCUCAACUAGGAAUAUAAUUUGGAUAAUUUAAUUUGACUUGUUUGUAUGUAAGUAUACAAUUUCUGAGUAAUUUUUAAGUAGCCGUGUAUAAUACUAGACACUCUGCCCGAGUAUAAAAGUUCUUCUCUGGUUUCUUCUUUCCAAACUCGCCUCCCGUAAUUCCUCCCGCGAAUCCCUCUCUCUCUAACAAAAAAUAAAAUCCCUGUCAUUCUCGUAUCAUUUUCUUCCCAAAUGGAAAGGGCUUUUUUCUAGGGUUUCCAAAUUGCUGAAAUUCUUCCUUCUUUUUUUUUUUUUUUCUUGAAAUGUCUCCUUAUCAACAAAUGCCACUGCGUUCUCUUUCAGAGACUACCUGUGGCUCUCUUCUUCAAGAACUGCAGAAAAUAUGGGAUGAAAUUGGGGAAAAUGACAACGAAAGGGACAAGAUGCUGCUGCAACUUGAGCAAGAAUGCCUUGAUGUGUACAGAAGGAAGGUUCAGAACGCUAGCAGGUACAAGGCUGAGUUGCAUCGGGCACUGGCUGAUGCAGAAGCUGAAGCUGCCCAGCUUGUCUCUGCCCUUGGAGAACGUGCCUUGUCUGUCUGGUCAGAGAAGGUGAAGGGCACACUUAAGGAGCAGGUAUCUACGAUAAAACCUGUGUUGGAUGACUUGAGGCGGAUGAAAGAAGAACGUGUCAAGGAAUUUUCAGAUAUUCAGUCACAGAUUGUCCAGAUAUGUGCGGAAAUAGCAGGUGAUUUCCAACGCAGCAAUGCUGCCGCUCCUCAAGUAGAUGAGAGGGACUUGACAGUGAAGAAGCUUGGAGAGCUAAAAUUGCACUUGCAGGAGCUUCAAAGAGAAAAGAGGCUUCGGUUGCAGAAGGUUGAUGGCCAUGUUAGUUCUAUACAUGAGCUAUCAGUCGUGAUGUUUACCGACUUUUAUAAUGUAAUGAGUGAAGUUCACCCAACCUUGGUUGAUUCUGCAAAUAGGCAGUCAAAGAGCAUUAGCAAUGACACCCUUGCCAGGUUGGCCGGAACAGCUCAUUCACUAAAGCAAGAGAAACAGCAAAGACUACAGAAGCUUCAAGAUCUAGGUAGUACGCUCAUGGAGUUGUGGAAUCUCAUGGACAUUCCAGUGGAUGAGCAAAAAAGAUUUGAUCAUGUAACUCGCUUAAUUUCUGCUAAUGUUGAUGAGGUGUCAGGGAAAGGACUCCUUGCUGUGGAUGUCAUUGAGCAGACUGAAUCUGAAAUCCAGAAGUUGAAUACUCUGAAAGCUAGUAAGAUGAAGGAGCUGGUUUUCAAGAAGCAACAAGAGCUUGAAGAAAUCUAUAGGGGGGUUCAUAUGGAUGUCGAUAGUGAGGCUGCAAGGCAGAUUCUCCUCAGUCUUAUAAAUUCUGGGAAUGUAGAUAUUUCUGAGCUGCUUACUGGCAUGGAUGAUCAGAUUAGAAAAGCUAAAGAGCAAGCUCUUAGCAGAAAGGACAUUUUGGACAAGGUGGAGAAAUGGACAUUUGCUUCUGAGGAAGAGAACUGGCUGGAUGACUAUGAAAGGGACCAAAACCGCUAUAGUGCUGGUAGAGGAGCACACAAAAACCUGAAGCGUGCAGAGAAAGCAAGGAUACUGGUCAGCAAAAUACAAUCUCUUGUAGAGAAUCUGACUGCAAAAGUCAAAGCAUGGGAAGAAGAGAACGGCAUGCCAUUCUUAUAUCACAAGCUGCGUUUGCUAGAGACCUUGGAAGAAUACACCAUACUCCGACAAGAUAGAGAAGAGGAGAAACGGAGAUCUCGGGAGCAGAAACGGCUGCAAGGGCAGCAUGCUACCGCGCAAGAGGCAAUGUUUGGUUCAAGGCCGACCGCAUUGAGGCCUUUGACAAUGAAGAAAUCGUCAAGCAAUAAUGUGAAUACAGCAGGGGGAACUCCCACAAGCCGGAGUGUCACAACGCCUUCGUCCCGACAUGGAAUUUCUGGUGGCAAGGACCAGAAGGAUGGCAGCAAGGUUGGUGCAGUAAUACCUGUGAACUAUGUAGCUCUUGCUAAGGAUGAUCAUGCCUCUUGCAACAGUUCAGCCAUUGUAUUUCCUUAAAGGGUAUCUCUUUUCUGUUUCUUAUUUCCUGUUUUCAUAGUAUUGAUUUACAAAGAUUAGGCAGUGAUCACAGUUAGAGUUAUGACUAACAAGGAAAGACCCUUAUAAAUUUUAUUAUUAUUUUUUUCUUUUGUAGCAUUUAUCCUUCUUAAA